GCAGUUGUUGCUCAGCAUCACCAACAAUUUGUUAUCCCAAUCAAACCUCAAAUUGCGAACUACCAAACAACCGCUAUGGGAAUUUCUCGACCAGGUUGGGCAUUGAGCAUCAUAGCCGUGGUAACCAUUAUCACGCAGAUUGCAACUUUAAUCAACCCUUCGAGCUUCAUUCAAGACUUCAAAGUUGAUAGUGUCGAGGCAGUGCGGUUGAUUGCAUUCCUUCUCAUUCUGAUAAAUGGUUACGACCUUAUGGGAGCUCUUCAAGAUAACUGGGCCGUGUACAAAUUUGGAAUUGUUGCACGUAUUGCUGCGGCCUUCCUUUUCUGGUCAUUCGGUCCCACUUGGAAUUUCAUGGUUGGCGUAGAGAUUGCAACUUUGAGUAUCUUGGUGGCAGCAAUGGUGGCAGCAUAGCUAAAGACAAGCACGUUCGUUGCAAAUUAGAGUGGUGGUCUUGCCUGAUAUAAUUAAUGGCUCUAAUCCGC
Messenger RNA from Botrytis cinerea B05.10, 482 nucleotides. RefSeq lists its product as hypothetical. The transcript has 2 exons. Lineage: Eukaryota; Fungi; Ascomycota; Leotiomycetes; Helotiales; Sclerotiniaceae. The coding region runs from base 76 to 411 and encodes 111 amino acids. The record is from RefSeq and is a predicted model, not a curated record.